This is a messenger RNA of Cuscuta campestris, 4188 nucleotides long. Lineage: Eukaryota; Viridiplantae; Streptophyta; Magnoliopsida; Solanales; Convolvulaceae. The record is from the annotation of a GenBank genome assembly.
GCCAUCUGAUCGGGUUAAUCCCAUCAUUGGUGCUCUCGUUGAGAGAAAACUAUGAGAUAAGGCUGUGAGAUUAUGGCCGGACGAAGGACGAUACGUAACACUGCUGCUUCCGCCCAGUCGACGGUGAGGAGUGACAACCCUGAACAGGGUAUGAUCGUUCCUGUCAAUGGGUUGGAAACGGCAUUGAAUAAUGUGGCUAACAUGAUGGCCAACAUUAUGGAACGAUUGGAUAAGGCUCUUCCAGGUCCAUCCGGUACUCGGGACAUCCCUGCCGGGCAACCCCGCCAGGUCCUGCGUACUGCGAGUUCUCCAAUCCUCCAGGAGCUUCAUGAUCCGGAGGAGGUUGAGAGGGAGAGACAAGCCGUGGCCAGACGCCGGGCGGAGGAAUUGGCCCGGAAUAGUAAGGUGAAUGAAGACCGGGCCAAGGAUGCAAGCCGGAUCGCCGGCAAUGAAAACGAAAACCCGCGGGGAACUGUCUUUGAAAGGAUAUCUCGCCAGAAAGCUCACGUUAGUGAGAGGCUGGGGAAGAAUCCGGAUAAGGCACCCCAGGGUUGGGUGCAACCCCAGGCCAGUCAAGUGGCAUCUUCUAACCGCGAACCCCGGCAGCGAAACGGCCGUGGUGGGAGCCAAGCGCCGAUCCGGUCAUUGGUGGAUUUGGAGGAGGACGAAGUUCAAAGCCAAGCAAGGGUCCCAGCACCACGGCGUCUGGGGCCGCCGGUACCGGAAACUGGUGAAUUCCAGGAUCUGAGGCAGCAGAUCCAGGAGAUGCAGAGGAAGAUAAACAAGGGUCGAGUAUUCACUACCCGGACGAAUACUCCCUUAGCCCCGGAGAUCUUUGCGGAACCAUAUCCGCAGGGAUUCAAAAUGCCGUUCGUUAAGUGUUAUGAUGGGGAGUCAGAUCCCCAGGAACACAUAAACAGCUAUGUCCAGGUGAUGAUUGCCGUAGACGCCAUUACCGCACUCAUGUGCAGGUGCUUCUUGCAGACGGUUGACAGCAAGGUGGCGGAUUGGGUCAACCAUAUUCCUGCCGGAUCGAUCCGGACGUGGGAUGAAUUGGGAUUGCGGUUCCUAGAGCAUUUUGCCGGGAACUGCCGUCCCAAGAAGCAUUUCACUCACUUGGCUUCAGUGCGACAGAAGCACGGAGAGUCCUUGAAGAAUUUCCUUAUUCGAUGGAGGAAGGAGUCCAGGGAGGUUGAAGGAACCGACGACAAAUCUAGGUUGGCCAUGUUCACAGCGGCGUUACAAGAUGGACUCCUUCAUACCGAUCUUACAACUCAUCCCCCGGAUACCUUUGAAGAAGCAAUGGUCCGGGCCGGGAGGUAUGUGACCCAGGAGGAGAGAAAGGAGGAGAAGAAAGAGAAGACUCCUAAAGAAGAAGAGAAGACGGGAAAUAAGAAGCCGUUCAAAAACAAGAAGCAGGGCUUCCCGGAUGGCCCAAAGGGCACAAGUCCUGGGACCUCGGAGAAGCACAAAUCUGCCAAUCCAGUCUUCACAUUACCGGUGGCUGAGGUCAUGGCCCAUGCUACACAGCAGGGACUCAUGACUUAUCCAACCUACUCUCAAAAGGUCUGCAAUGUGGAGGACACUGGAAAAUGGUGUGCUUACCAUCGCAAGAAUGAUCACAAUACGGAAGAUUGCUAUACCCUGAAGAAUGAGAUGGCAAGGCUAAUCCGCCGGGGUCAUCUAAAGAAGUUCGUACAAGAUGGAGAUGCGGGAAAUCCCGGGAACACUCAGAAUGGAAAGCACAGAGAUAAAGAAGUGGCCCAGGCUGAGGCUCGGGAGAAACGCCACAUUGGGCUUGAAGAUGAAGAAGAGGAUUCGGAACCCGCGCCGCAUCGCCAGAAGAGACACCACGGGUGUAACUUCAUCAUUGGAGGGAAUACUGGCGGAGACUCAGCCACAAGCCGAAAAAAGUGGGCCAACGCGGCGGCGGUCAACAAGGUGCUGGUCCCAGAAGGUAAGAAAUUGAAAACCGAGCCAAUUGUAUUUUCAAAUGCUGAUUUGCCAGAGACAGGGGUCCCCCAUAGGGACGCCCUAGUGAUUACUAUUGAUAUAAUGGACUUGCUGAUCCAUAAAACCCUUGUGGAUAUGGGAAGUUCCGUUAAUAUCAUGUAUAUGGACACGGAUACUAUGGCCACCCAGAAGAUGGACAUGGAGUUUGUGGUGGUGGGGAUAAUCUCCAACACAAACAUCAUCCUGGGCAGACCCGGAUUGGAAGAUUUAGAGUGUGUCAUCUCACCUCGUCACCUGUGCAUAAAGUUCCCAACCCCCUACGGAGUUGGAAUCGCUAGGGGAUCUCAGAGAGUGUCCCGGGCAUGGUAUUUGAAGGCAACCAAACAGCCAGUCAAGUACGAUACCCAAGUGGGAGAGGUGACUGCACAGCUCCUGAGGGCUGAGGAAAAACGUCCCAUGGUGGAAGUUGCUGGCGACAUUGAAGAAGUGGAACUAGAGCCAGGCACGCCGGGAAGGUUAGUCAGGAUUGGCAAGGGCCUGGGGGCUGAACUCAGAUCACGGGCUCACCGGAUUGUUGUGCUCACGAAUGAGCCUUUGGCGUCACUUACCCGAAGUCCGGUGGCAUCUGCCCGGAUGACCAAGUGGGCAGUUUUCAUCAGUCAGUAUAACGUGGAGUUCAGGCCGCGCCCCUCAAUCAAAGGGCAAGCACUCGCCGACUUUCAAGUUGAGUGCACCGCCAGGGAAAUGACAAGAGCCCAGAUUGAAACCCGGGUGGAAAAUGACUGGUGGGUAAUGAGCAUCGAUGGAUCUUCUGGGGCUCGAUCUUGCGGAGCAGAUAUCGUCUUGAUCACCCCAGAAAAUUUCCGGAUUUAUUAUGCUAUCAGAUUUCAGUUCCGCAUAUCCAACAAUGAAGCUGAAUAUGAGGCCCUGAUCAACGGAUUGAAGAUUCUUAGUAAAUUGGGAGUAUCCAGGGUUCAGGUUUACAGCGACUCCCGAUUGGUGGUGGGGCAAAUCACUGGGGAGUUUGAAGCUAAGGAAGAUAGGAUGAAAAGGUAUCGAGACUUGUCCUUAGAAAUGUUGGGGAAGUUUGAUUUUAAGCUUGAACAUAUACCCUGGGCCCAGAACGCGGAGCCUGAUGUUCUAUCCAAGCUCAGCGCAGAGUCACCGGAAUACAUAAGCAAAUUAGCAACCAUCGAGGAGCUGGCAACCCCGAGUCCUAAUAGAAAUGAGGUGAUCUGGGUAUCAGCGGAUCCCCCGGAGUGGCUGGACAGGUUGGCCAAAUACAUUGAGGACGGUGAAGCCCAGGAGGAUCCCCGAGAAGCACGUCUGUUGCGAAUGAGGGCACCUACCUACAAGGUGAAGGAUGGAGUCCUCUAUAAGCGAUCUUACAACGGUGUUUUACUCCGCUGCCUCCGGGCGGCAGAGGCAAAGGCGCUGAUGGAAGAAAUACAUGAAGGAGGAGCUGGGCAGGCAAGGUGGAUUGUGGUGGCGAUAGACUAUUUCACCAAGUGGGUGGAAGCUGAGCCUCUUGCUGGGAUAACCGGAAGGCAGAUGAUCGACUUCGUCGGAACGAAUAUACUCUACAGGUUUGGAGUCCCGAAGCAGAUCAUAUCUGACAAUGGAACCCAGUUUGAGGAAGCAGAGUUCCAAGACUUCCUCAGAACUUGGGGAAUUCAGCAUACAAAAGUGUUUGUUGCCUACCCUCAGGCUAAUGGACAGGUGGAGAACGUCAACAGGACAAUCAUAGACGGAAUAAAAAAGAAGUUGCUUUCAGAGGGGAGCAAAUGGGUGGAUGAACUACGCAGAAUCCUAUGGACAUAUAGGACGACUCCAAGGAGAGCUACGGGUGACACUCCUUUAGGCUUAGCUUAUGGUUUUGAAGCCCGGGCUCCCGCUGAGGCAGUAAUCCCCACCAGGAGAGAAAUGGAAUAUGACCCAGAAGUAAACGAACAGAAUCAGGCCGUAGAACUGAACUUCGUAGAGGAACGAAGGGAUGAAGCACGGAUCCAGGCAGAGAAUUAUCGUCGCCAGGUGAAAUCUUACUUUGAUAGUAAAGUGAAACCAAGGGCGUUCUAGGUGGGGGAUUACGUUCUGAGGAAACGAGAGAAAAGUCAACCAACUAAAGGUGGGAAGCUGGCUAAUAAGUAUGAAGGACCUUAUAUCAUCAAGGCCGUUGUUCGCCCAGGUACCUACAAGUUGGUGACUCCCAAGGGAAAAGAAAUUGAUAGGACAUGG